AUACUAGAGGAAUGCUAAUCUCAUGUUCAAUUGUUUUAUUUGUUUUCUCAGCUUCUCUUUGGAAUUUGAUGGCAUUCUUUUUUUUUCCAUGCUAUAUAUUGGUACUUUAAAACAGAAAUCAUCUAGCCAUUUAGAGGCAUGCUCAUACUCAAAGUCAUAGCUUUCUUUGAUUCUCAAGAGAACAAAACAAAAGCUCAUAAUGUAUGAGUAGCCAGCCACUUGUCAAGUAUUAGUAAAAAGUAUCUAACUGUUAUUAAGGAAAAAAAUGAAAGAAGAUCUACUCCAUGGAUUUUUUUUUUUUUUUUUGAAACAUUACUCCAUGGAUUCAAAUUUUGGAAACACAUCAUCUAAUGGUUAUUAUUACUGAUUUUAUUUUUUUUCUUAAAAUUAAUUGUAAAAUAAAUGUUCAGUUAUGAUUUUCCUUGCUUGUAGAAUAUAUUGUUCAGUAAUUUAAAUAUUGAAUUAUCAGUUUCAAAUUUUCAAAUUUUAUAAUUCAAUGUAAAGAGUAAAAUUUGAAGUAUGUUUUCAAAAAUUACAAGUAGUAAAUGGUAAUUGGUGAGAUCUCUCACAAGAUAUCCGGCCUUUUAUAAAACCAGGUGAUGUAUUAGUUCUACUCUUAAAUUCUAUAGUCAAGUAAAAAAAUGGAAGAAAAAGAGGAAAAUCCACACGAGCGAUUGAAGCAGAAGCUGAGUGAGCUUGAGAAAGUAUGGACCGCAAUGAAAGAAGGCAAAAGCUCAUCUGCAGUUUCGUGUAUCACUGUGGAAGAAGCUCUUGAGUUAGUGGAAAACUCUCCAAGGAAGCUGAUGAUCUCUCUUCAACACGAUCAAGAUGGUCCAGAGGCAGAGAUGAGAUCACCCUAUAGGAGAAAACUCUUUCACGACUCUGAUGAUAAUGAUGAUGAUGAGACGAGAACGACAAGGUUGUCUCAUUCGACUUGUUGGUCUUCGAAUGUAAUGAGAGCUGGAGAUAAUAGUAAUAAUAAUAAGAUUAACAAGAAGCAUGAGAAGAAGAAGAAGAAGAAUAGAGGAAGUAUUGUCUGUGUUUGUGUAAUUGUUCUUUUGCUAUGGGUUUUGGUUCUGUUGUUGAUCAACGGCUUUGAUCAACUCUCCAUGAACAUGAACAGAGAGAUCUAUAGUUUGGUACCUACCUGAAUUUUGUUUUUGAGAAAGAAUAUGCUUUAGAACUCAAUAAAACAAAUUGGUUUUUGUUUUA
Molecule: messenger RNA, 1212 nt
Organism: Brassica napus (rape)
Lineage: Eukaryota; Viridiplantae; Streptophyta; Magnoliopsida; Brassicales; Brassicaceae
Product: protein SINE4-like
Exons: 1
Coding region: 642-1151 (169 amino acids)
Source: RefSeq, a predicted model, not a curated record